UCGCAACAUGUCUUGAAACUUUUUUUUUUUCCUCUCUGCUGACUUCGAAUUGUGUGUGUGGCACAACAAGUCGAUCCCGGUUUGUCUCUGCAUGGUUCGAUCGGAGAGCAACAAAAAGGAUUCCCUUGAGAACAAUUCCAUGAUCUAUUGAGUGUCAAGCCAAAGAUUUGUCCGGCAAACAGCACGAGUCAUGUACCAGGUUGUACCCGGGGGAGCGGGCGGCACCAUAACAGAUGUUAUCCCCAAGCAAAAACACAGCAAGGACACUAGACCCUUAGUCGGAGCAGGAGUUCUUGGCUUGAUUCUAGUGAUCGCAGCAGUGACUGCAUGGUCGUAUUACAUCGCUUCACUCCGAAAAGCUGAGCUGCUCAAGACUCAAUUGCUGGAUCUGAAUAAAGAUGGUUACAUUAUCCGUAACCAGGCAGGAGCAAUUGUUUUCAGAAUGGAUUUUAGGUCAGGGACAUUGGAUUUAGACUCUUGCACCAAAGAAGGCGAGCUUCUUAGCUGUGGACGCACAACUGAUAGAAGCCUCAACUUCUUCAUUGAGACAGUGCGACCCAAGGACACGGUGCAGUGCUACCGUGUGCGUUGGGAGGAGCUGGUUCCCGACAUUUCGGUGGCACACGCAAUGACGUACAAGUUUGCCCACUGGUAUGGCGGUGCGGUGUCUGCUAUUCAGCACUGGCCUAUUUCCGUCUCCGGCCAACAGUCCCCCAAACCUUUUGUUACGAGUGACAUCUACUCCAAUCGCAACGAGUUUGGAGGGAUCUUGGAAAGCUAUUGGCUUUCGUCUAAUGCUACAGCUAUCAAAAUUAAUAAUUCCGUACCGUUCCACUUGGGCUGGAACGACACGGAGAAGACCAUGUAUUUCCAAGCGAGGUACAACGAUAGUCCCUUCAAGCCAAAUCCGGGGGAGGCGCCAUGUGCCGAACUUAGCUACAGAGUUUGCGUCGGCUUGGAUGUCACAUCCAUCCACAAGUACAUGGUUCGUCGAUACUUCAACAAACCAAACAAGGUUCCUGCCCAAGCCAUGUUUCAACACCCUGUCUGGUCCACAUGGGCGCUUCAUAAGACAGAAAUUAAUCAAGAAAAACUUCUGACGUACGCCGCCAACAUCCGGAAAUAUCACUUUAACUGCAGCCACCUGGAGCUGGACGAUCGCUACACACGCCGCUACGGAGAGUUUGAGUUUGACCCAAUGAAGUUCCCCAAUACCUCGUUGAUGUUUCAAAAACUCAAAUCCGAUGGAUUUCUUGUCUCCCUCUGGAUUCACCCUUUUGUGAACUACAACUCCGACAACUUCCACACUUGUGUGGAAAGGGGUCUGUUUGUACGGGAGCCCACAGGCCAGCUGCCAGCUUUGGUCCGCUGGUGGAACGGCAUCGGUGGAAUCGUGGACUUCACCAACCCAGAAGCUCGCGAUUGGUUUGCCUCGCAGCUGCGUUCCCUUCGCUCCAGGUACGGAGUGUCUUCUUUCAAGUUUGACGCCGGUGAGACCAACUACUUGCCGUGGAAAUUCAGCACCAGAACUCCCAUUCGGGAUCCAAGUUUUUUCACACGACGCUACACAGAAAUGGCCAUUCCCUAUAACGACAGAGCCGAGCUACGUAGCGGCUACCAAUCUCAGAACAUAUCGUGCUUCUUCCGGCCCAUUGAUCGGGACUCUGUUUGGGGCUACGAAUUGGGCCUCAAAUCUCUCAUCCCCACAGUGCUUACCAUCAGCAUUCUGGGUUAUCAAUUCAUCCUACCUGACAUGAUAGGAGGAAACGCCUACCUCAACCGCACCGAUGGAAAUCGGGCAUUACCCGACCGGGAACUUUAUAUUCGCUGGCUGGAGCUGUCAGCUUUCAUGCCCUCCAUGCAGUUUUCCAUCCCACCUUGGGCGUACGACAACGAGGUUGUUGAAAUUGCUCGCAAAUACACGGCUCUCCAUCAGAGUAUCGUAGCCCCGCGGGUCUUGGAACUGGCUGGUGAGGUUCUGGACACUGGUGACCCAAUUAUACGACCCUUGUGGUGGAUCGCCACAGGUGAUGAGACCGCCUAUAAAAUAGACUCCCAGUUUCUUAUUGGAGACGAUCUCAUGGUAGCUCCUGUUUUAGAGCCUGGAAAGCAAGAACGGGAUAUUUACCUCCCAGCUGGUCGCUGGAAAAGCUAUAAAGGGGAGAGGUUUGAUAUUAAAGAGCCUCUGCACCUCACAGACUAUCCUGUCGAUCUGGAUGAAAUUGCUUACUUUCUUUGGGUGUAGAACGAGCGAGGGUAUGCCAAGUUCAAGAGCUCGCUUCGAAAAUCCGAAUACAUAUUUGAUCAUCAAGACUGCUCAAACAGGUCUCGAUUCAAAUUCAAACACUCAGCGAACCUAAAAAGCUUACCCAAGAGCCAUCAAUCUUUAAAGGAUGUUUCAUUUUUUUCCCCUCUGCACUUUUGAGUGAAAGACAUCAUGAAAAUGUAUGGUCAAUAAAUGCCUUCAAAAGGAAUUUACUGUGAAUCAAAGCAUAUGAGGACUUAGAAGACAAGAGGAAUGGUCCAAGUAUGUGUUCGCAUUCAAUCAGAUUACUCUAACUAAUUUUCUUAGUCGACUAGCAGAUAUGCAACUGAGCUCAGAAUGAUUUAAUCCCCACGCAGGAGUUUGCAUUGUCAGCAACAAAACAGUUGUUGGCUAAAAAACAUGUGAUACACUUUCUCAGGUUGCUUCUCGCUGAGGCUCAGUUUAAGGCGACAGAGUUUUAAAAAAAAUAAAAUAAAAAUCUAAAUCUUGAUGAGCUAAUAGCGAAGGAUUUCAUUUCUCUGAGUGAACGUACUGUGGAUCUUUCUAGUUUAUUUUAUAGUGUUUAAUUAUCUUACAAAAGUAUUUCCCCCCCUCACCAAGAUUAUGCUUCAUUUGUUAAGAAACAAUAUUAACACUUACCUUUCUAUCAUGAGAAAAUAAGCUUAUUAUUUGUGUAUUAAUUCAUGAAAGCUGUGAUAUCUUGAAGUGGCUUAUACUAAUUUGUACUGUUUUUCAGGACUUGUAUUGCUCACAUUUCAUUGUGAUAUUUUACUUAGUGAUGCAAAACAGACAGAAUGCCCCAGAAAUUUCUCCCAAUUUUCUUAAGACAUGCAAAGUCAAAAACUUCAUUCUUUUAAAACUUAUAACAUGUUACAAAAUUUAUGAAUAUUUAUUAUGUUGAGUACUGCAUGCAAUGAUGUUUUGUUGUGAUCUAUUUUGCUUCCAUUGAAAUGUUUCUAAAUACAGUUGGACCAGGCUACCUCCACAAAUGCAUAUUGCAUUAUUAUUAUUUGUUAACGCCAUCUGCCUUCGACUCGUGCGUACUGUGGACUUUGCUUAAACAUUAACCUCAGUGGGAUCUGUGUGUACCUCUGACAUAGUUGCAUGCAAACAGCGCUACCUAUAUUUAGCAGUUCUCACUCAGUUACUAUUUCUGUCACGGACACUCUUGCCUUAUGACAAGAACUAUCAUGAAGUGAAUGUUGCUUAUUGCUUUUUGACCGUGUUGGCGUGUGUGAGUAAUUUGGGUCACUGAUAGUGAGACCGUGUCAUGUUUUUUUUUUUUUGUUUGAAUGCAAUAAAACUUUUUAACUGUA
Syngnathus typhle (broad-nosed pipefish) is the source of this 3582-nucleotide messenger RNA. RefSeq names its product myogenesis regulating glycosidase (putative) (gene myorg). Gene Ontology annotation, molecular function: hydrolase activity, hydrolyzing O-glycosyl compounds. The record is from RefSeq and is a predicted model, not a curated record. Gene Ontology annotation, biological process: carbohydrate metabolic process; skeletal muscle fiber development. Lineage: Eukaryota; Metazoa; Chordata; Actinopteri; Syngnathiformes; Syngnathidae. The transcript is spliced from 3 exons. The coding region runs from base 191 to 2245 and encodes 684 amino acids.